Molecule: messenger RNA, 1551 nt
Organism: Alternaria burnsii
Lineage: Eukaryota; Fungi; Ascomycota; Dothideomycetes; Pleosporales; Pleosporaceae
Exons: 1
Coding region: 1-1551 (516 amino acids)
Source: RefSeq, a predicted model, not a curated record
AUGCCGCUUCGUGAGAUCGACCCGAAUUUCGAGAGUGAGCUCUUCGAACAGGCCAAGGCAGCAUUAAACGCAAAGUUCGGGGUUUUCCAAUAUUGGCUCCCGUUGCCGCUCCUCCUCAUCGAUGUCAGUGAACACGCAGAGAAGCAACUGCCUUGCCAUGAACCUGUCGAGGAAACCACCGCCAUCAGUGCCCACAUGUCGGUGCGCAUCCGUGCAUUGUAUGAGCAGUUGACUGCCGCAUACAACGAGGUCGAGGAUCUGCCAGCCCGCAUCGACAUGGAGCUCAUAAUCGAGCCGCAACGAUUUGACCCAGAGGAGCCAGACUGCUACCAUCGCAGAUAUCACUCGCGCCGCCUGCAGCUGCACGACCCAGAGAGAUUACCAGACCUGCCAUUUGUGAGUCGGCUGACCAUCAGGUCAGAGUGCGGUGGGGACGCCGAUACAGCGGAAGACAUACGGCCUCUGUCUACCCUCGUGCCACUGCAGUGCCUCGUCCAUCUGCCGGCUGUACAAGAGUGGAAUGCCAAGUGGUUGUGGGAGCGGCCCAUGCCCGCCUCCACGACGAGUAGGGUGAUGAACGAGCACUUGAGCCGGCCGUGGGAGGGCCCCUUACGAGACGCCCGUCACGAGUUCGGUGCCGCCAUCUUGAACCAGGAGAAACAUCUCUGCGGGAAAAGGAUCCCCUCCAGUCUGACCAGAGCCUCAUUACAUUUCUGGCCUUUCUUCUCACUCGCCCAGCAUGACCAGUCCGUGGCCCGGCCAAAUCUGAUCUAUCCUGCGGACAAAGACCCAGUGUCUGUCGGGCUGUGCAAGCUCGGUACGCAGCUAAGCCUGUUCGACGUACGUGCUAUGGUCACUUCAGACCUAUUCCCUAGUCCUGAGGCAUCAACCGGCCACCAGUGGUCACAGAUGCGGCGGUUCCGGCUCGAGUUUCAUUGCCUCCGUCCAGACGGGCGGUGGUACUUUAUCGGCCCUGGUGGUGAGGAUCCACACGACUCUGAACAAGGAGGGUAUAAGAUCUCAGACGCAGAACACUACCCCCGCGAAACCGAUACGGACGAGGAUAUGGACCUCGACGGCGAGUACCACGACAGCCCGACCGGCGGGUCUGAGUACGAUUACGAGCUAGACAUGUUUCGCAUCGAGCCCUGUAGGGAGCGAAUCGAGCCCCUGCUUGCGGCAUUUGCGAAGUCUCUGACACGCGACAAUAUGCCGAGCCUCGAAGACGCUGAGAUUUUCACGCAUCUGUGGUGGCAACCUUCAGACGACAGAGAAGUGGAGCAAAGUCAAUUGCCAAUGGAUAACGGCCACAGAUGGGGUGUCAAGUUCAUUGCUGGGCGUGGUGAUAACAAGCAGAAGGACGGCGAUGCUGUUGCUGCGGCACCCACUCCAGUGGUGCAGUGGCAGGUUGGCGACUGGAGACCCAGCGAAGAGGUCAUGAGUUUAUUCAAAAACCUAGGACGACAGGAGUGGCUCGAUUUCGAGUGGAACAGGUAUAGACAUACGGCGGGGUUCGACUUGCUAGGCAACUCUCAGUCUUCACCCAUAUAG